CAAUUUUCAACCAAAGAAAGAAGAAAAACAUUGAGUUGACCCAAGGAAUCCAAAGGGCACCGACUAAGUCCAAAAGAAGAAAACAUAAAAUAAAAAAAAAAAGAUAUUACCAAGGCACAAAAAUCCGGCAAAAACCGUACUUAACAUACCCCAUGGCCAUGACACGUGUCAACAACAUAGAAUACCAAAGUACCAUCAUUAAUUGACACUCUUAUACAAACUAUCAACCGUUCGUACCGAGAAACCGAAUUGACCAAAUCAAAUUAAAUUAACUUCAUCAUACGUUGCUUUCUUUCCUUAAAACAAACUAUACGGCACUGCACAACUCACCCUCUUAGAUAUUAUUCUGCCAUUUGAUUGAUUUUGUUCUAAACUGGUGGAGGGAGAGUUCACUUGCUACCUCAUCAUGAAUCUUUUCUACUACUUCAAUCUUUUUCAAAAUACUGGUGUCUCGUUAACUUGGUUUCAAGUUUAUGAAAAGAGUGGUUGACGGGUGCCAAGAACUUUGCUAUGCUCAAAAAAUGCAUUGAUUCAACCUCAAUUGUGCAUGGAAAUAUGCUUUGGGCUUUGGCUUCUCUCUGGGCUUUUUUCUGCAACCAUGUGCUUUCCUCCUUGGUCUUCAUGCUCAGAUACUUAUUCAGGUUUGAGAUUGAAGAAAGGAAAAUAGAGCAUGCUGGUGAAACUAGGAAGAAUGAAUCUGAAGAUUAUGAGAUUGAUGGAUUUGCAGAAAAGCUUGUUAAUUUGAUGUUUCCGAGUGGCGAAGAAAGAGAAGACGAAACAGAGUGCUCUGUUUCCGUGGAAGCUACUACUUUUGUGUCUGAUGUUCAUAGCGACAAAAAAAGCGCAGAAACAGAUGAACAGUGCUCAGCCUUGAAGGAGAAAGAUCCCGAAACCGGUGGAGUUUGUGAGGAAAGUGAAGGAGAAAAAGAAGGAUCUGAUUCUGCGGAAGCUGAAGCUGUUUCUUAUGUUGAUGGAGAUGUUAAGAAAAUAAGUGAGAGUGAAACAGAGUACUCUGUUUCCAAGGUUCAUGAAAAUGGUGACUCUGUUACAAGUACAACCACAAGCAAGUAUGAAUUCAUGGCAAGAAGAGAUAUCAGUGUUUUCGUACAAGAACCAACCGUCUUGACCUUUAGUUUCCGCGAGUUUUAUGGCGAUCCAACUGCUUCCGCUCUUUCUUCUGCUGGUGCAUUUGCUCAAGAACAAGAACAAGAAGAAUAUUUUCAAGAACAGAUAACUUCUUCCCCUUCCGAUUCACUCCUUGAUGAUUCUCUUCAAGGUUCAGAAGAAACCUUGGUAGAAGAUAAUUUGGAUGAACCAGAUUUAGAAGAAGACUACGACGAAGAAGAUGAUGACUUGGACUGGGAAGAAGAUGAUGAUGAAGACGAGGACGACGAUGAUGACGAGGACGAUGAGUUGUUGCAACAACUGAAAAUGGAAAUGCGGAUUGCAAAACAAGGAGGACUUGCCACUAUUUUAGAAGAGGAAGAGGAAGAGGAAAAACAAGAAAAAACUGAAUCUCCAUCAAAAGCUAUUGAAGAUCUAAAACCAUUGAAGAUAGAAGACAAGAAGGUGGAAUACAAGGAUCACAUUCUUCAAAUUCAGAAGGUCUACAAGAGCUAUGCAGAGAAGAUGCGCAAACUCGAUGUCUUGAAUGACCAAACCAUGCAUGCAAUAGGUCUUCUUCAGCUAAAAGACCCUCCAAAGCUAUUUAUAAUGGCAAAAUCUACUGUCAAAGGUGGCAAGGCUCUUGUAUCUCAGAAUUUGUGGCCACGCAAAGCAGAGAAGCAAACAUCAGACCCCAUGUUGAAGUUUGUUCAAGAACUUCAUAGAGACUUGGAAUUGGUGUAUGUUGGUCAAGUUUGUCUCACUUGGGAAAUCCUUUGUUGGCAGCACAACAAAGCUAAAGAGCUUCAACAGCAUGAUUCACCAUGGCCUCACAGUUAUAAUCUAGUUGCUGGUGAGUUUCAGCUCUUUCAAGUCCUCGUGGAAAGGUUCCUAGAGAAUGAACCAUUUCAAGGCCCUAGGAUCCAGAACUACGUCAAGAACCGAUGCGUCGUUCGCAACCUUCUCCAUGUUCCAGCCAUUAAAGAUGAUAAUAGGAAGGACAAGAAAAUAACCAAGUGGGGUGAAGAAGAGGAUGCAAUUGCAAGUGGAAAGUUACUGGAGAUCAUCAAGGAAUCCAUGCAGGUUUUCUGGGAGUUUGUUCGAGCAGACAAAGAUUACCAGAAUGUGAUACCUAAAGUUUCCAAGAAAAGAAUUGGAAAUGAUGUUAGUGAUCCAGAAAUUUCAGAUCUUCUUGUGGACAUUAGAGCUCAAUUGCAAAAGAAGGAGAAGAAGCUCAAGGACAUAGUGAGAAGUGCGAGUUGCAUAGUGAGGAAGUUCCAGAAGCACAAAAAUGAGGAUCAAAUUCAAGUGGAUCAUGAGCAGUUUCUAGCUCAAAUGGGGUUGAGAUUGAUUUCUAGGGUGGUGAACAUGAAAAGAUUGAGAAAAGAUCAAUUAGAAUGGUGUAGUGAAAAACUAAAUAGAAUCAAAUUUGUUGGUACAAAGAUUCAAGUUGAGCCUUAUUUUCUGCUUUUUCCAUGUUGAUUGGGCCAAUUUCUUUUUCUACUCACAUGUAUCUAGAGAUCUACUAUUUGUGUAGAAAGUGGACUCAUGUACUUAAUAUAUUUCGUAUUGUAUAUAUGCAGAGUAUAGGCUUCUUGUUCAUACAUUAAUUUUGACUACUAAUUGGAAUGUUAAAACAAUUUUUUGGCAUCAUA
Arachis duranensis is the source of this 2759-nucleotide messenger RNA. RefSeq lists its product as uncharacterized. The record is from RefSeq and is a predicted model, not a curated record. The transcript is spliced from 5 exons. Lineage: Eukaryota; Viridiplantae; Streptophyta; Magnoliopsida; Fabales; Fabaceae. Bases 511 to 2586 code for a protein of 691 amino acids.